Messenger RNA from Pocillopora meandrina, 303 nucleotides. NCBI's taxonomy places the organism in Eukaryota, Metazoa, Cnidaria, Anthozoa, Scleractinia, Pocilloporidae. The record is from the annotation of a GenBank genome assembly.
AUGGACGUCGCCGAAGAAAACGCUGAGGAAAAAAUUCAACAGGAGACUCGAGGAACUGAUGAAAACGAAACAAAAGAGGAAGACCCAAAAAGAGAGAUUACACAAACGGAUCAUCUCAAUCGAAGGCUGUUGGGUGCAUUUUUGGCGAGACUAAAUAGCUCCGAAUCAACUGGAGUUUUACCCUCUAACAACCUUCCACAAAUGGACAUUUAUGAGGACGAGGAUUUUGAAACAGAUGAAAACUGUACAGACAAUCGGCUUUUUAAAGAGAAGAACAUAAGUGAAGCACCUAAAAGUAGUUAA